AUGUUUGAUGUUGUUCGUGCUUAUAAAGGGUUGAAUGCUGAAAAAGAUGCUCUCCAAGCAAUUGUCGAAGCGUUGAGUAGUCGAGAUCCCGCGAGUAAAAAUGCCAAGCCAUCCGCGAAUGUAUCCUCCUCGGAUGAAUCAUUUCAGCGAACCGAGGAAAUGGCUCAAAAUGAGGGCACGGAAAGUGAUACAACAGAACAACCUUCAGAUAAUGAUAAAUUGGAAAUGUUAAAGCGAUCGAUAGUGACGCUAACUAACGAAAAGAAUCGACGUGAGGCUGCCUUUCAAGCUGAUAAAAGAGCAUUAUUGGCUGAAAACGAGGCGUUGAAAGAGCGAAUAGAGAAGUCUGCGAAUGAAACCGAAGCACAAGCUGAAAAAUUAGAACAACAUAUGAAGGUUUUACGUGCUAAAGUGAAACGAAUCGAAGAGGAUCGUGAAAGAGAGCUGUCUGAUCAUGGUUCUGUGUUAGCUGAGAUGCAGCAGCGGUAUGCGAAAGAACACGCAACUUGUGAACAAUUGGAAAGACAAAACUUCCCACUGAAUGAAUUAUUUUCACCAAUAUUUAUGCGUUCGUUUGAACAAACGUUUUUUUUNUUUUUUUUACAGAUUGCGGAAUUAUACAAGAAAUUAAGGCAUCACGAGGAGUAUCCGGCAGAGAUGGAAACGAAAUUGUGUAAUUUGAACUCAGAGCUGAAAGCAGCGAACGAAGAAGCAUCAUUUUGGAAGAAAAAAGCUGUCAAGAUUCCAACAGUCCAAAUGCUUGAAAGUGAACUGAAAAAUCUGAAGGAAGAGAGUCAACGAGAAUUGAACGAAUUGAAAUCUCGAAUCAAUUCAACAGACAACCCUGAGCGAGAAGCAAGACUGCAUGAACUUGAAGAAAGACUACAUAAUAUGACAGCAAAAUUGGCUAAAGGAGAGCGAAUUCGAUUGGAGUUGCAACAGAAAGUGGAAGACUUGCAAGCGAGGAAUAAUCAUCUGCAAGUCGAAAAUGAUGAUCUGAGUCAGGAAUUGGGUGCGAGGCGAUUAUUAAGUGACGAUUCUGGUAAUAUUGAGUCAGUUCGUGAACGUUUCAUCGAAUUCGCUGAAAAGCUACGUGCUGCAGACUGUAACGUCAAUUUUCAUGAUUUAGCGCUUUAUCAUUCUUUGAAUAUCACCUUCAGAUUCAUGUUUGUUUUUUUUUCAGAAUUACUUAAAUUGGAACAACCAUCAAAAGAACAAAAAGAGCAAUAUAUGCAGCUGAAAGAUGAUUUUGAACGUUAUAAACUGAAGGCUCAAGCCAUUCUCAAAUGCAGAAAUCUUCCGGAAGGAUCGUUGGACGGUCAUUCAAAUUUGCCACUGGUAUCAUCACUUGCAUCUAUUAAUCAGUGUUCAUCAUGUGCAUCGUCUGAUGUUGAAUUAACACAUAUGCGAUCUGUCAUUGCAUCGUUACAUGAAAAGUUGCAUAAACUAGAAAUUGAUCAUGAAAUCGCUAAAAAGGAUCAUGAAAAACAAUGCGCACGAUUGCACACCACAAUAGCCGAUAUGCAGUCAUCGCAAGUGAACGCAACUAACGAAUUGCGGCAUCAAAUGCAACAAAAAGUAACUGAAGUAGAAGAUGAGAUGCAGAAGCAACGAGCUCGAACAUUACAAGUUCUCGCUGAGAAACAAAAAGAACUUGAGGUGACCAGAACGAUUCUGGUUUCGAUUAGAGGUCAGCAAAUAAAUGCUACCGAUCCAGUAGACCCAACUCAAGCGAACAUGAUCAGUGAUUGUCCGCAAUCGAGGUGCCUUCGUAAGAGUUCGUCGAAAGAUGCAGUUCAGUUGAACGACGACGAAAAUCAUAAAAGUUCAGCAGUCUUAAGUGCAUCCGCCGCACAAUCGGUUUCGUUGGCACCUGUUUCAAAUUCGACUUUAUCACGUAACAUAUUCUAUGAGCAACAGUUGGCAAAACGCGAAAAAGAACUUAAUGAUCUGAGAAUCGCAUUAGAAACAUCCGAAUCGAAUAUGCGUGCCAUACAACAAUCUUCACUGACGAAAGAUCUUCAACAUUAUGAAAUAAUUGAAAAAUUAAAAGACGAAAUUAGGAUCCUUGAAGGUAAAGUGAAUUUCUACAGUGGUGAUGCAAAUGUCGAGUAUUUGCGUAACGUUUUCGUACAACUUCUGCACUGUGACAGCUCGUCCGGACGCAGGCAUAUUCUCAAGGCGAUCGGUACUGUUCUUAAACUGAGUAACAAUGAAAUGAAAUCAUUAGAUAAGCAUAGCUUUUGUUAA
This is a messenger RNA of Anisakis simplex (herring worm), 2250 nucleotides long. Lineage: Eukaryota; Metazoa; Nematoda; Chromadorea; Rhabditida; Anisakidae. The record is from the annotation of a GenBank genome assembly.